This is a messenger RNA of Kogia breviceps (pygmy sperm whale), 1066 nucleotides long. Lineage: Eukaryota; Metazoa; Chordata; Mammalia; Artiodactyla; Physeteridae. The record is from RefSeq and is a predicted model, not a curated record.
CCUCGACCCCCACUUCAUUUCACUUCUGGGCUGCUGCCACACCCCCCAUCUUGAUGGAGACACCUUCCUGGGCCCUGGAAAAGGAGCGGAUCUGGGCAUCCUGGCUUCCCCACUCACUCCAGCUGCCUGGCUUCCUGAUAGAUGUUUUAUGUUACGAAAGCCCUGGAACUGAGCAGGCCACGACAAGAUUUCCAACAACAGUUGCCAGAUAUAAACUCCGAAUAGUUGAGCCACCAAAACUACCUCUGAAAAAAAAACCCAACCCUGAUAAAGAUGGUCCAGAUUUCGAGCCCAACCUGUGGAUGUGGGUAGACCCCAACAUCGUCUUCCCCCCUGGAGAGCUGGAGGUCCCAGAACCCAGUAAGGGGAAGAAUCUGACAAGCAUAGUCCCUUCCCCUCAGCCACCCCCAAAAGAAGACGACUUUGCCAAAUUCCCACAGGCCACAGUGGUGGAGUCGCCAUCACUUUCUGAAGACCAGUAUCCCCCUUGGAAGCGGUUUGCCUCUUCCCACAGCAACUGGGAGCUCACAGAAGAGGAGGAGGCUGAGGACCAGGAUGACAGCUCCUCUGUGGCUCUCCCGUCCCCUCACAAAAGGGCCCCCCUCCAGAGUCGGAGGCUUCGGCAAGCCAACAGCCAGGAGGGGGUGCUGUGGUCCAGGCCCCCUCUCAAUUACUUCCACCUAAUUGCACUGGCAUUAAGAAACAGUUCCCCCUGUGGCCUCAACGUGCAACAGAUCUACAGUUUCACUCGACAACAUUUCCCCUUUUUCCGGACGGCUCCUGAAGGCUGGAAGAAUACAGUGCGUCACAAUCUCUGUUUCCGAGACAGCUUUGAGAAAGUGCCGGUCAGCAUGCAGGGUGGCGCCAGCACACGGUCCCGAUCCUGCCUCUGGAAGUUGACCGACGAGGGGCACCGCCGCUUUGCAGAGGAGGCCCGCGCCUUGGCCUCCACUAAGCUGGAAACUAUCCAACAGUGCAUGAGUCAGCCAGAUGUGAUGUCCUCCCUCUUCGACCUUUAGUUCCACAAACCAACCUUCCGCCCAUGCCUUAUUAAAGUUAUCUGCAG